This is a messenger RNA of Hirundo rustica (Barn swallow), 2733 nucleotides long. RefSeq names its product translocation associated membrane protein 1 (gene TRAM1). Gene Ontology annotation, biological process: SRP-dependent cotranslational protein targeting to membrane, translocation; protein insertion into ER membrane. The transcript is spliced from 11 exons. NCBI's taxonomy places the organism in Eukaryota, Metazoa, Chordata, Aves, Passeriformes, Hirundinidae. The record is from RefSeq and is a predicted model, not a curated record. Bases 183 to 1307 code for a protein of 374 amino acids. Gene Ontology annotation, cellular component: endoplasmic reticulum membrane.
AGCGGAGGUGCCGCCGGCCGGCAGGGGCGCUGCUGGCAGCGGGCGGGGGAAGCGGAGCGGCGGCCCUGCCGUUCCCCGGCUGCGCGGCCGCCUCCUCCCCUCCGCCUCUUCCUGGCCGCGGCCGGAGGAGCUGUGCUGGCAGCGGGGAGGCGGCGGCGGCGGCGCCCAGCUCCCGGCCCGCCAUGGCGAUCCGCAAGAAGAGCAACAAGAACCCGCCGGUGCUGAGCCACGAGUUCAUCGUGCAGAACCAUGCGGACAUCGUGUCCUGCAUGGCCAUGAUCUUCCUGCUGGGGCUCAUGUUCGAGAUUACAGCAAAAGCAGCCGUCAUUUUUGUUACACUUCAGUAUAAUGUUACCAUUCCUGCCACAGAAGAACAAUCUGCAGAAACAAUCUCUCUCUAUUACUAUGGCAUCAAAGACUUGGCUACAAUUUUCUUUUACAUGCUUGUAGCAAUAAUCAUACAUGCUAUAAUUCAGGAGUAUGUACUGGAUAAAAUUAACAGGAAAAUGCACUUUUCAAAGACAAAGCAUAGCAAGUUCAACGAGUCUGGGCAGCUUAGUGCAUUCUACCUUUUCUCCUGUGUUUGGGGAACGAGUAUUCUUGUCUCUGAGAACUAUAUAUCCGAUCCAACCUCUCUGUGGAGGGACUAUCCGCACGCUCUGAUUCCGUUUCAAAUGAAGUUUUUCUACAUCUUACAGUUGGCAUACUGGUUUCAUGCUUUUCCAGAACUGUACUUUCAGAAAACUAAAAAAGAAGAUAUCUUUCGCCAGAUUGUCUACAUUGGACUUUACCUCUUUCAUAUUGCUGGAGCCUAUCUCCUGAAUCUGACCCAUCUUGGACUUGUUCUUCUGGUACUGCAUUACUUCGUUGAAUUUCUUUUCCACAUAUCUCGUCUUUUCUACUUCAGUGAUGAAAAAUACCAGAAAGGAUUUUCACUGUGGGCAGUUCUUUUUGUUUUGGGAAGGCUUCUCACCUUGAUUCUCUCAGUCCUCACUUUUGGCUUUGGACUGGCAAGAGCAGAAGAUCAGCAGCUGAAUUUCAGUACUGGGAACUUUAAUAUCCUGGCUGUUAGAAUCAGUGUGCUGGCCUCCAUCUGCAUGACUCAAGCAUUUAUGAUGUGGAAGUUCAUUAAUUUCCAGCUUCGGAGGUGGAGAGAGCAUUCUUCUUCUCAGCCUCAGUCAGUGAAAAAGAAGUUUGUAUCAGCUAAAGGAAAGACCUCCAGAAAAGAAAGAGAAAAUGGAAUAAAUGGAACAGUGACCUCAAACGGAGCAGACUCGCCUCGCAGCAGGAAGGAUAAAUCCUCAUAAAACUGGGUUUUAUUAAGUUAAUUGACUAAUGUCCCCAAAGAAUCUGCUUUUUACAUGGAUGGCCCUUCAGCACUAGAGAUAUUAUGGAUUAAAGAAAAUACAAUUCAUGUUUUUUGAUUAUUGCUGUUGUUUUGAGAAACUUUUUUUAAAAAACCAUUUUGACUAAGGAAAAGGGUUUAUCUCUCUUCAAAUACUUGGGGGGAGGAUUCAACACUUUUUAAAAAACAUUGACGCUUUUUUAAAUAUUUACUGUGAUGAAAUAACUCACUUAUUGAGGAUCACUGUUGCAGUGUAUUAUUUCCUUCCAGUUUUUGUAAUCUUGGUGAUACUGUUCAACCAAUUUCACUUUUUCCAAGUUCCUCAAGAAGUAUUGCAAAAUUGAAGUAAAAACAUAGUAUGAAUUUUCAGAUACUCUGGGUUUUCAGUUAAUUACCUUGACUCAAAUUUACGUUUCAAUUUGGGAUUCCAAGACCACACCAAUAGACAUCUUUAUUUGGUAGUUACUAGCUGCACAAUGUCUGCUCUAAGAAUUGCCCCAUAUCAUUAAAACAAAACUGAACUAAUUGGAAAUGUUGCAGAGUCUUAUUGUUUGCUGGUUAGAAAUCUCUUACAAGGAACACAACACCUUUUUGAGAUAUAGCUUUUAGCACCUGAAAAUUAGAAGGGAGCGUGUAUGGUCAUAGAAAAUGUUGUUUUGAAUAGCACUGUCCACUCCUGUCUGUGCUUUUGAGGUGUAAGUAUCUUGGGGAAUUAGUGCACGUUGGACCUUCUCUGAAAACUUGUCUGUCUGAUUUUAUGAGUGGGGGUUAUUACAAUGUGUUGUGUUUGUUUUGGGAGGCAAUUAAUGCUCCAUGAAGAGGGAAUUAGAUAAAUUGAUCAAGUGAUGAGAAACAUUCCUUUAUUCUAACUGCUUUGCUUUGUUUCACCUGUUAGGAAAUAGCUUAAUUUCUCCUAUAUAUAUUUUUAUGAAAAAAUAUUUAAAAGCUACAGCUUCUUAAAACUGAUUUGUUGUGACUUCUGCUACAACUGGAAAAAUCUAAAUUUAAGAAUUUUUCCAUUACCUUUCAUAAUUGUAUUCAAUGUGAAACUUUGUCCAGUUAGUUUUCCAGUUUGAUAUGCAGAUAAUGUUUCUUCUGUACACUUUUGUAAUGGGUAUAAUUCAACCUGUUUCACUUGUGAAUGAGUGAGACGGUUAUUGCAGUCUUAAGAAGUUGCUGAAUUAGCCUAUCAAGUUAACCCAAGUAUUGAACUGCUUAUUGAUUAAGGAGUAAUUACGAGCAAUCAAGCUGAUAAAUAAAAUAAUUUUAGUUAAAAGCUGUUAUUAUAAUUGAGUUUAUACCCAACAAAGUGAUAAAUCUGCAUUCUGUAUUUUCUAGAGUUCACUUGCUUACUAUUCAGAAUAAAUGUUUCUGGUACAAAAUCCUCA